Messenger RNA from Colletotrichum lupini, 477 nucleotides. RefSeq lists its product as uncharacterized. NCBI's taxonomy places the organism in Eukaryota, Fungi, Ascomycota, Sordariomycetes, Glomerellales, Glomerellaceae. The transcript has a single exon. The record is from RefSeq and is a predicted model, not a curated record. The coding region runs from base 1 to 477 and encodes 158 amino acids.
AUGUCAGCCUUUCCCCAGGCGAAGAUAUCAAGGACGUUUUUUGAAGAUGACAACCAUGAUUCCGACACCAUAUCAGAGGCUUUGGGGUCUCAAAUCAGUGAUCUUGUCACUAGAAAUGGACGUACUGGCUCAGCAGUUGCUACGGCUCCUGCAGCUGGCCUCGCAGCGCUUCUUAUUCACUGCACCAAGUUGGGACACUACUAUACCAAUGCAUGGAAAGGACCCGAUACUCGCCGAAAAGAGACCAUCACGCAGCAAUUUGUCGAUCAGAUCGCAACUUACGAGGGCAUGCAAAAUGCUCUAGAUAAUCUGAGUUCUGGUAGUCGAAGUGGGACGAAGUAUGCGAACCCAAGCAAGGAUUUUGCAUGUGCGAUUCAGGAUCUGAGGCAAUAUGAUGUACAAGGUGGAGCAGCGAACAACUUGCCUCAGUCUCUAAAACCUAUCGCAACUCUGUGCCGAAACUUAUGCAGGAUAUGA